Molecule: messenger RNA, 915 nt
Organism: Ilex paraguariensis (yerba mate)
Lineage: Eukaryota; Viridiplantae; Streptophyta; Magnoliopsida; Aquifoliales; Aquifoliaceae
Source: the annotation of a GenBank genome assembly
AUGCCUGAUACGAGGUGGGAGACCACUGUGAACCAUGCCAAGAAAUGUAAACGUGAUACAAAGACGUAUUUAUACUAUCCUCCCAGUUCACAGCCAAAAAUUGGUGUCGUGUUUGAUUGUGUGGGACAAGUUAUGGGGUUAUAUUCGGAAUCGGAAUCCCUGCAUGUUCCCGUUGAUAAGCUCUCUGAGACUCAGAAGGCACGCUUCUCUUACCAAAUGAUUUUUUCUGUUUUACCUUCUUUCAUCCUUUUAUGGGCUCAUGCCCUCGAGUUGGUGGUAUCUGCAUUUAAGCACAGGGUAGAUGUUAUCCCCAUUGAUGAUUAUACUUCUCUUACUCAGCGCUCUUUGCCCUCAUCUGAAGGUGUUCACCCCAAUAACUCCAACGACCCAGAUUGGCCCAAUGUAUACGACUUUGGGACUUCUGCCAUGAAUGGUGCUUACAAUCCUACAAAUCCUGGUACAUCGUUUCAAGGUAGCAUUGUACCCACAUUUCCCAGUUGGCCAACAAAUAGUCCUAGGGUACAUGGCUUGCAGAACACUGGCAAUAUGGCCCCAGACACUGGCACCAACUUCUCGAGCUACGACACAGUGCCUCUCCAUUCUGAUGGGGACAUAGACAACUUGCUGAAUUUUCCGAAUUCUGAUCUUGAACUUGUUGAGAACCAUGGUUUGGAGUCACUUGCUGAUCAACAGACUGUCCAUGCUGCAGUUGUUCCUAGUGAAGACCCGGCGGAGAUGGGGCGAUAGCAUCCAAGGGUCUGGGAUGAUUGUUCAGGAUGAGAAAGCUUGUCAUUUUGAAAAAUAACAAUGGUGCUAAAAAGCAGAGACUCGACUAAUGUGCUGGCCAGAAUGAUUCAAUCAUAUCACAUACACAGUGCAAGCAACUGCUUCCCAUUCAUAGAUUGUGUGAAGUUA